AAAGGAAGCUAAUUUAAAUGUUUCCAGCGUGGAGUCCCUGUGUUCAAUGUCAAAUCAUGCGCAGUAGUAGAUGCAAUGUUCUAAAAAUGGCGGGUAAAUAUAACUUACAUGAGUUAAAUUGCCUCCUGUAGCAUUUAUCUUUCAUUUAUAGCCUUGUUAGAAUAGACGGUGAAAAUGGCUCCAGUAGAUCUUUCCGAGACGCCUCCAUCCAGUCCGACUUGCAGUCCGCCACGUAAAAAGGCUAAAUUUUCACUACGUUUGAAGGGGAAAAGCAAAUCAAAGAAAGAGCAAGAUGGAAAUGAAGAAUCCAAUGACACAGGCCCGCAGAAAAAUGACAAAUUUUUUCCCAUCUUUCGUUCACCAGCUCAGGAAAUYGAUGGUAMUCCUGGAAUGGAAGUUGUACCUGCUCUGCCAUCAUAUGCGCUUUCUGGUUUGUURAAUAGGGGGAAUAUCUGYUAUGCAAAUGCGGUUUUACAAGUUUUGCGUCGAUGUCCAGGCUUUGAACUGUUUGUCAGCCAACUUGCWAAAGAUAUUCAGAUGAUAGAAGAUACAUGUGAUAAUGAAAAGGAUACAAAUAUUGAACCAAAAUACCUUGUAACUCACCUAUGUAAGCUUCUUAGUGAGAUGUUAACGUGUGAAGUUGAUUUCCUGACKGACAAGGAAAAUUGUGAACAUUUGAAGUGCAAAGGACCUAACUUUGUAUUGGCUGCAGAACCACAUGACUUCAUGACAGCCUUCAGAGAACUGUAUCCAUCYUUUGAAUGCAACUUACAGCAUGAUGCACAAGAGUUCCUGUGCUCUCUGAUAAUGGCACUGCAGGAAUCAGCCAAUGAAAUCAAAAAGCACUACUCCAAAACUCCUUUGCCUCCACUAAGAAAAUCAUCCACUAAACACAACAGGUCUCUCAAAUCUUUACAAGAAGGUGCUUCCUUCAUCAAACAGUUGUUCCAAGGCAAGCUAGUGCACCAAACAAAGUGUCUCAAUUGUGAGCAAUCCAAACUGAGGUACGAGGACAUCCAGGAAGUAAGUGUUCCUGUAGUUGAGGACCAGCCAUACUUGGAUGCCAGGAAGAAGUUAAUGCUGUCCCCAACACCAAAGAAGAACAAAUCCGAUGUUCGUACUUUACAGUGGGCAAUCUCACAAUUUGCCUCCAGUGAAUGCCUGCAGGGUGACAACAAAUAUUUCUGUGAAAACUGCAAUACWUAUUGUGAGGCUAGGAUUAGUACUUGUUUUGAAGAGCUACCUAGAGUGCUGACUGUACAUCUAAAGAGAUUCACAUCAUCUAUCGGACUUUCAUCUAAGAUUACCAGUAACUUAGCAACUCCUCUUUCUUUAUCGGUACAAGAAUGGUGCUCCAAGAAAUGCCAGUCAAAAAGCAGUGUUUAUGAGUUGUUUGGCAUUGUGUUACACAGUGGUUUGACGUCAGGUAGUGGCCACUAUGAGACUUACAUUAGAAUACCAAYGACUGACCAAAAGAACCAGAAUAGCRUGACAGUAAAUGGUACUAAAGUAAGUAAWGGUGAUGMAGUUACUGAGAACAAAGRGGAACCAAUUUCUAGAUGUGAGGCAGGGAUUACAAAUGAUAUGAAACCGUCUAUCAAUCAUAACACAGACACUCAUAACAAACACAUUGAUAGCAAUCCUACACACAGCACAACCUGCGAUUUAACAACUGAAAGGAAAAGUAAAGAACCAAGCAGAGAUAGUAACAAAGUGAUUGAUAAUAUUGCUUCAUCAGACGGUAAUAUUAUUGAUACAGUAAUGAAAGAUACCACCUCAAAGCACAGUAAUAGAAAUGAAAUUAACAAUAUUGCUUUAAAUGCAAACCAUGACAUUAAUGCAGAAACAAACAAUGCAGCAAAGUUUGAUAUCAAUCAAAACUGUGUUGAAAGCCAUGAAGUGAAAUCACUGGAGGAUAAUGGUUUGAAAAGACCUUCUAAAAGACAUCUCAGGCCUAGAAAASCAAAGAAAUCUUCCACUGAUUUAACAGUAGAGGAAUCCAACAAGCGUUCAGAUCCAGGUGAGRUACCAAGCACUCAACAGAAAGAUGAAAAAGCCGUAGAGAGUAAUAUGAGUCCUUUGAAUUCUCAUGGAAAGUCRUCUUGCAUCUCUUUGAUUACUAAGUACUUUCAAAAAUCCAAAAAACAAUCAAAUAAUUCAAAGUUGGAUAAACCAGAACAGCAUGUUGUUGAAAAAGGCAAAAGAAAUGGGAAUGGAGAAGACUGUUCAGGUAAAGAGUGUARCCAUGAUGAGYCAAAGAAGGCCWCYAAUCAGAAGRUCAAUAGAACCAUUGAAGAAUCAUUUAGAAGGAUUACCUCUACAAAAUCUUCUACCAUUCGCAAACUCAAUUUUAUCAAUGAUUCAUYGGAAAAUAAAGAAAGCAGUGAAUCUGAUGAGCAAGGCGUUGCAGACRAUGUAUUGUCUGUAAACAACAAGAAUUGUCACCAAGAAUUGCUAACCAAAGACUGGGUGCAUUUUGAUGACUGCUCUGUUGAUAGUGUURCAGAGAAGGACAUUAUUGAUGUACUAUCUGCAUCAGAAUCUUCUUUUAUGUCACCUUAUUUACUCUUUUAUCAAAAGUCUGAUAUUAUUUUGUAAACUUAAGAAUGUUGUAUAUUGUUGAAUGUUGAAUAUUGUAAUAUUUUAAUACUUCCCAAAUUAAAUUUAUCUAAUGAGCUAACUGUACAUAUUGUAUA
Exaiptasia diaphana is the source of this 2696-nucleotide messenger RNA. RefSeq names its product ubiquitin carboxyl-terminal hydrolase 1. Gene Ontology annotation, biological process: protein deubiquitination. Gene Ontology annotation, cellular component: nucleus; cytosol. Bases 175 to 2598 code for a protein of 807 amino acids. NCBI's taxonomy places the organism in Eukaryota, Metazoa, Cnidaria, Anthozoa, Actiniaria, Aiptasiidae. The record is from RefSeq and is a predicted model, not a curated record. The transcript is spliced from 5 exons. Gene Ontology annotation, molecular function: cysteine-type endopeptidase activity; cysteine-type deubiquitinase activity.